This is a messenger RNA of Stegastes partitus (bicolor damselfish), 5371 nucleotides long. It is a transcript of the gene mast1a, whose product is annotated as microtubule associated serine/threonine kinase 1a. Gene Ontology annotation, molecular function: magnesium ion binding; ATP binding; protein serine/threonine kinase activity. The transcript has 27 exons. Lineage: Eukaryota; Metazoa; Chordata; Actinopteri; Pomacentridae. Bases 220 to 5358 code for a protein of 1712 amino acids. Gene Ontology annotation, biological process: intracellular signal transduction; peptidyl-serine phosphorylation; cytoskeleton organization. The record is from RefSeq and is a predicted model, not a curated record.
CUCGUGUUCCCUUUUUUCACUGACUGUAAUCUUCUGGCUCUGGUUGGAAAAUUCGCUGGUUGGAUGAUGGUAACAGCAUCCCCUCCUCCUCUUCCUUUUCCAAACGUUUCGAUUUAGUUGUAAAAUCUUCAAGCCACGCGAGACUGGGGCCUCGUUCUCGCCCGCUCACCUGGAAACUGCACGAGACCGCGUCGACAGGUGUGAAGCCGGACACGCGCCAUGGAUGAUUCAGGGAUCAUUCGGAGACGGAGGCUGCAGGAUCUACCUCUGCCCCGAAAAAGUAGCAGUUGCAGAACCAGCAACCGGAAAAGCCUCAUCCUGACCAGUACGUCGCCCACGCUGCCACGGCCGCACUCCCCACUGCCUGGACACAUAGGAAGCAGUCCAUUGGACAGCCCGCGCAACUUCUCACCAAGCGGACCUGCCCACUUCUCUUUCGCAUCUUCUCGAAGGGCUGAUGGUCGGAGAUGGUCUCUGGCCUCGCUGCCCUCCUCAGGAUAUGGUACCAAUACACCCAGUUCAACGUCAUCUAGCUCGUCCCAGGAGCGUCUGCACCAGCUGCCCUUCCAGCCAACCAUGGAUGAGCUGCACUUCCUGUCCAAGCACUUUGGCAGCACAGAGAGCAUCACAGACGACGACGGCGGGCGACGCUCGCCGCACGUCCGCCCUCGAUCCCGAAGCCUCAGCCCGGGGCGCUCUCCUUCCUGCUAUGACAAUGAAAUAGUGAUGAUGAACCAUGUCUACAAGGAGCGCUUCCCCAAGGCCACAGCUCAGAUGGAGGAGAGGCUGGCAGAGUUCAUCCAGAACUACUCCCCAGAGAGCGUCCUGCCACUGGCUGACGGGGUCCUCAGCUUCAUCCACCACCAGAUAGCUGAGCUGUCCAGAGACUGCCUGACCAAAUCCCGUGAGGGGCUCAUUACCAGCGUCUACUUCUGUGAACUGCAGGAAAACCUGGAGAAGCUGCUGCAUGACGCGUACGAGCGCUCGGAGAGUUCAGAGCUCACCUUUGUCAUCGAGCUUGUCAAAAAGCUCUUCAUCAUCAUAUCUCGUCCUGCCAGGCUGCUGGAGUGUUUGGAGUUCAACCCAGAGGAGUUUUACCAUCUGCUGGAAGCAGCAGAGGACCACGCCAAAGAGGGACAACUGAUGAAAGCAGACAUCCCUCGAUACAUCAUCAGUCAGCUGGGGCUGACCAGAGACCCACUGGAGGAAAUCGUGAGCCUGGACAGCUACGACAGCGAGGGUCCACACACUCCCGAGACCGACGACUCAGCAGAGGGAAAAGGGAGAUCCAUCAAGCCACCGAGUGAAGAGGACUUUCAGAGCAUCAAACUGAUCAGCAAUGGAGCUUAUGGCGCUGUCUACCUGGUGCGCCACAGGGAGACACGUCAGCGUUUCGCCAUGAAGAAGAUCAACAAGCAGAAUCUGAUACUGAGGAACCAGAUCCAGCAGGCGUUUGUGGAGAGAGACAUCCUCACCUUCGCCGAGAACCCUUUCGUCGUCUCCAUGUUCUGCUCCUUUGAGACGAGGCGACACCUCUGCAUGGUCAUGGAGUAUGUUGAAGGUGGAGACUGUGCCACUCUGUUGAAGAAUAUCGGCGCUCUGCCAGUGGAGCUGGCAAGGAUGUACUUUGCUGAGACUGUAUUAGCUCUGGAGUACCUGCACAACUACGGUAUCGUCCACAGAGACCUCAAGCCUGACAAUCUUCUGAUCACCUCCAUGGGCCACAUUAAGCUCACAGACUUUGGUUUGUCAAAAAUGGGUCUAAUGAGCCUCACCACCAAUCUGUAUGAAGGACACAUUGAGAAAGAUGCCAGAGAGUUUCUGGACAAGCAGGUCUGUGGUACUCCAGAGUACAUCGCUCCAGAGGUGAUUCUCCGUCAGGGCUACGGGAAGCCAGUGGAUUGGUGGGCCAUGGGCAUCAUCCUCUAUGAGUUCUUGGUGGGCUGCGUGCCUUUCUUUGGAGACACUCCUGAGGAGCUUUUUGGACAGGUCAUUACAGAUGAUAUAGUUUGGCCAGAUGGUGAUGAUGCCUUGCCUGCAGAUGCUCAGGCCCUCAUCUCUGCCUUGCUGCAGACAAACCCUCUUGUGAGGCUGGGCACAGGUGGAGCGUUUGAGGUGAAGCAGCACUCAUUCUUCACUGAGCUGGACUGGAACAGUUUACUGAGGCAGAAGGCAGAGUUCAUCCCUCACCUGGAGUCAGAGGAGGACACCAGCUAUUUUGAUACCCGCUCAGAUCGUUAUCACCACAUCAAUAAGUACGACGAGGAUGACACCAAUGAUGAUGAGCCGGUGGAGAUCAGACAGUUCUCUUCCUGCUCUCCUCGCUUCAGCAAGGUGUACAGCAGCAUGGAGCAUCUGUCUCAGCUGGAGCAGAAAGCUACGACCUCUGUGUCACGUCGGGAGCACAAGGGCCCAUGGGAGGACAAGGUCACCAAGAGAGAGAGCCUGGGCAGCUUCAGCAUGAGGGACAAGAGCUGGAGAACCGGAUCCCCAGAGAUGAAACGUCUGUCUUGUUCAGAGUCCCUCUACAUGGAAGGAGAUGCCAGCCCUCCUCUUGGUGCCCGGCGACGCUUCUCAGCACUGAUGGAUACACAUCGUUUUGCUUCGCCUCUAGAAGGUGAGCCGGACUUCCUGACCCGCCAGAACCCCAUGAAGAUCCGUGGAACUUCACUGGAUGGAACCCCUGUCCCCUCACCAAGCCUCCUGGAGCAGAGAACCAGUCUGAAGGAGAUCAAUGGAGCAGACAAAUCUCCUCGACCUGGAGAGACGCCAGGCGUCGCCACAGCCAUCACUACGUUAUCACCAGGUCCUGCAGCAGCCGGUCGGGACGUGAUGGCGCCUCUGUAUGACCCUCUGGGGCCUCGAGCCACAAAUGACCUUGUCCUCCGGAGGGCGCGCCACCAGCAUUUGUCUGGCGAUGGAGAGAAACGGAACUCCAGACCAGGCAACAAGGUCAUCAAGUCAGCCUCUGCCACAGCCCUGUCUGUUAUCAUACCAUCAGUGGAGCAGCACGGCGGCUUCUCUCCUCUGGCCAGCCCCAUGUCUCCUCACUCUUUCUCCUCCAACCCCUCGUCACGUGACUCUUCACCGAGCAGAGACUUUUGCCCAGCAGUCAGUGUGCUGCGCUCGCCCAUCACCAUCCAUCGCUCUGGAAAGAAGUACGGCUUCACUCUCAGAGCCAUCAGGGUCUACAUUGGAGACAGUGAUAUCUACAGUGUUCAUCAUAUUGUUUGGCAUGUGGAGGAUGGAGGUCCCGCCCAAGAAGCUGGACUGUGUGCCGGUGACCUCAUCACUCAUGUCAACGGGGAGCCUGUCCACGGUCUGGUCCACACUGAAGUGGUAGAGCUCAUCCUCAAGAGUGGCAACAAGGUGACGGUGACAACUACACCUUUUGAGAACACCUCCAUUAAAGUGGGCCCUGCUCGCAAGGCCAGCUACAAGUGUAAGAUGGCCCGACGACACAAGAGGACGAUGGGAAAAGACGGCCAGGACAGUAAGAAGCGUAGCUCCUUGUUCCGUAAGAUCACCAAGCAGUCCAACCUUCUCCAUACCAGCCGCAGUCUGUCCUCUUUGAAUCGCUCUCUGUCCUCCAGUGAGAGUCUUCCUGGCUCCCCGACUCACAGCCUGUCUGCAAGAUCCCCGACUCAGGGUUACCGCUCCACCCCUGAGCCGUCAUACCUGGGUGCUUCCUCCCAGAGCAGCUCUCCAGCCUCCAGCACUCCAAACUCUCCCGCUCCCUCUCAGCACAUGAGGCCUAGCUCGCUGCACGGCCUCUCCCCAAAACUGCACCGCCAGUAUCGCUCUGCCCGGUGUAAAUCUGCCGGUAACAUACCCCUCUCCCCGCUGGCCCACACACCCUCACCCACCCAGUCUUCUCCUCCACCCUUGCCCGGCCACACCGUCGGGAGCUCCAACACCACCCAGUCCUUCCCCGCCAAGCUCCACUCCUCGCCGCCGGUGGUCCGUCCCAGGCCCAAGAGUGCGGAGCCACCGCGAUCGCCUCUUCUCAAGCGGGUGCAGUCAGCAGAGAAACUGGGCUCACCGCUGACCCAGUCCAGCUCUACAGGAGGGCUUGGGGGGCCACUGAGGAAACAUAGCCUGGAGGUGCAGCACUCUGAGUACCGGAAGGAUGCCUUCCUCUGUGAGCUCGGGCUCCAGAGCCUGCUGGAGACAGAUGGAGAAAAUUUGCCUCCUAAUCCUCCGCCUCUACCCUCAUUGUCAUCCACUCCAGAGACUGGUGUGCUGAAGCCUGUGAGGAGACUGGGAAGACAGGAGUCACCACUUAGCAGGGAAACGCUGCUGGCUGGAAGGGAGAGGGAGGAGAGGGAGAGAGGACGGGAGAGGGAGAAAGAGAGGGAGGUAGAGGCUGGGACAAGUCGAGUCGGAGCAACUGGACCACAAUCAUCCUUAGUGAGAAAACCUCAAUCAAGUGAGCUGCCCUUGAACUCGCAAAGCUCGAGACUGGGUGCAGAAACCACUAAAGCUAUAACUCCGAGCACCCCUACCAAAACAGGAAGCUUAGGUGGUCAGAAGAGUCAGACAGACAUACCUCCAAAACAACUAGACCCCAAGGUGGGCAAAGGUUUGCUGUCAAACAGCAGAGAUCUCCAGGAGCAGCAGCUGGCAGGCAGACCUGAACCAAAGCAGGACAGAGACAACAGGAGUAGGUCCGGUUUACUUGGUGCUGCUUUUGGUAGGAGCUCAGCUUCUGCUGUGGACCAAACCAGUGGUAUCCCCACAGCAGUGGCAGGAGGUGCUUUAAGCAUGAGCAAAACUUUUAAACCAUCAGGUACAGGGGACAACCUGAGAAAGGCCGACAACAGUGACUCCAGGACUCCAGACCUCGGCUCCAAAAGCCCCAAACUGCCAACUCGGGUCCUCGCUCCGGUUGUUCCCCCACAUGGGCAGCCACUCUCACUGGGAAAGGUGAGGCAGGGACUCGGUCCAGUCAACUGCUACCGGGGAACCCUCGACUGGGAGGAUAAGUGUCGCCUGGAGGUGGUGGAGGAGCAUUCGCCCUCUCCCUCUCCCUCCCCGACCGCGGUAACCCCCUCCCUCUGCGGACCCUCCCUCUGUAAGUCAAGGCCUGUCUCCCCCGGCGACAAGACGAGCUUCGUCAGCCAGCUGACCACUGUGGCCAAAAACGUCCUUGGGCCAAUCAAGCUCGGCUCUCAGGAGGGGGCCAAGAGCAAAGACCAGCAAACUAAGGCAGCAGAGGAGAAGCAGGGUGGCGCAGCAGGGAAGUCUGACACUCCUGCUGGAGGUCGAGUGGUUGUUGGGGCUGCAGUAGUGACCCAAAGCCCUGCUGGUUCACCACUAGAUAAAGCUGCAAGAGGUAGCAGCCCGCCGAAAAUGUGACCCUGCAGGGUUC